ACCACGUGUGUCGGGCUUCGCUCGCCGCUGCGUCGUUUGCGUCGGCGGGAACCAUGCGUGCUGUCGGGACCCAGAGUAUGUGCCUGCCCCUUACACUCAGGUCCUCUGGCUUCUCACCACUAACAGCUACGCGCGUCCCAUGGACAACUGAAGAUAACUCACGGCUUCCUCCCUGCCUUUCAAAGGAUGGCCACGCAAGCACCCAUCGUGAACAGUGACUCUGUCAGCAGUCCAGCGAGCAGCGCUGCCAAUGGCCCGACGUUGGCCACAAUUCCAGCAAGCACCAUUGCUGAUGCAACGAAUUCGGCCUCCACGCCGGUGACGAAUGUCGCCGGGGCCCCCACUGAAACGAGUGCUGCAGCGCCCAGUACUUCCGUUGCAACUGCUCCGAUUGUCUCCUCGAGCACAGAAACUACCAAUAGCACGACUCCUCCUAUAUCUACCUCGACCAGCACCGCAGAACAGACGAGCACUCCCAAUAAUGCAGCCGCCAGUACAACAUCGAGUGACGCACCGACUUCUGGCACAGGAGCCGUAACGGAAUCGACAACGCCUGGCAACAAUGUCUCACCCACUGCAGCACCCGACCAACCCGUUCCCUGUGUUCCACCACCUGCCUCCAAUGCGGGCUCCGUUACACCGAUAGCCAGCGGAAGCACAACAGGGACCACGGCACCUACAGCUGUUCCCUCCGCCCAGAAAACAACACCAGCAGUGGCGGGGCCAUUCAAGCCUAACCAGCCGAUACUCACCGCGACGCCCGUGACGCCAGCCACGAUCAACGAUGUGACCUGCACUAUCAACCUCCCCGAGGACGAACUCCGCGCGCCGUUCAGCCUGGAGCGCGCGAUCUGUGCAACGCAAGGCCCGACGGCGCUGAUCGCGCGCUCCCUCGGGCAGAAGCUGCAGCAGUUCUGGAACAACGGACAGCAAAUCACGUAUUCGUUCAUCUCGGGCGACGACGACAUCCGCAGCAAGGUGUCGGUAGUCGCGUUGCAUCUGCUGAAUUUCGUGAAUGUGACGUUUGUGCAGGUUCCGCAGGACGGCAUGGUGCGGAUUUCAUUCGACGAAAGUGUCGGCUCGUGGAGUUAUGUUGGCACUGCGUGCCUCAAGGUGCAGGCGCCGCGAGCGACGAUGAAUAUCAGCGCGCUUGAGGCAAGCCAGACGUUGGAGGUCCAGGAACAGAUGCUUGUUACGCAUCUCUUUCUCCAUGUUUUGGGGCUGUACCACGAACAUGCUGGCCCCAAGAAUGGCCCGACGUUGAACCCCGAGCUGGUUUACUCGUACUACAAGUACACCAUGGGCUGGGACCGCGCGCUUGUGCAGCGGCACAUCCUCGACGUGUACAACGCCACGAGCCUCACCAACUACGCGGCGCCGAACGCGGUGUCCAUCAUGCGAUACUUCAUGCCUGCGGGGCUAAACACGGACCCCAGCGUCGCCGGGCCGACUAUAUCUGAGGGGCAAAUAACCCCCGGCGACGUCGACACGAUGUACCUCACGCUCGUGUACCCGCCCGCUCCGCCGUGGGACCCGACCAUCCCGCAGACGAUGCUGCAGGAGCUCGGGGUGGACGCGGCAACAGUGGCAGCAUACCUCGCGGCGAGCGCGGCGGGGAAUGUGCAACAGAUGCGCGCGGUCGUGACGGCGUGGAUGGCCACCCAGCGCACCAUUGCGCUUUAG
This is a messenger RNA of Mycena indigotica, 1683 nucleotides long. RefSeq lists its product as uncharacterized. Gene Ontology annotation, molecular function: metallopeptidase activity. Lineage: Eukaryota; Fungi; Basidiomycota; Agaricomycetes; Agaricales; Mycenaceae. The coding region runs from base 187 to 1683 and encodes 498 amino acids. The transcript has 10 exons. The record is from RefSeq and is a predicted model, not a curated record.